GUCCAGAGCUUCAUUCAUCUUUUGCUUCCCAACCAUCCGCUCUUCGGGCCCAAACCGUCAUCAUGGCCCGUAACAGUGAGAAAGCGCAGUCGAUGCUCUUCCGAUUCCGGGCGCAGCAAGCCGCGGAUCUCGGAAUCAUCGACAUUGGACGUACGCGUCGCCCCAAGGCCAUCACCACGGUCGAGUCGAUUCCGAAUUGCGAGAAAUGGCGUGGUCAAGUGCUCAAGGAGAUCUCGCGCAAGGUCUCCCGCAUCCAAGAGUCCAGCCUCAGCGACUAUCAGAUCCGGGACCUGAACGAUGAAAUCAACAAGCUCAUGCGCGAGAAAUGGACGUGGGAGAUGCAAAUCCGGAACCUAGGCGGGCCAAACUACAUGCGUGGCUCGGGCAGGGUGUACGACGAUGAAGGACGGGAAAUUCCCGGCGGCGGCAAAGGGUAUCGAUAUUUUGGUCGAGCGAGGGAAUUACCAGGUGUCAAGGAGAUGUUUGAGGCUGCAGCGAGGCGAGGUCGAAGGCCGGAGGAAGAAGACGAAGCGCGGGGGAGAGGUGGUGAUAUCGCGACCAAGAAAGUGGAUGCCAAUUAUUUCGGUUAUGGGCUUGACGAAGAGGAUGGCACCCUGUUGGUCUACGAACGGCAAAAGGAGAAGGAGGCCAUUGAACAUCUGCGCGGCAAAAAGGAAGACGAUGUCGAAGAUGGAUGGGAGCCCUUGCCCGGCGAUGCUGGUGAUGGGGUUGAAUGGAGACUACCUUCGUUAGAGGAGGUCCAGGAAGAACUCGUGGACAGAAGGAGAAGAAGGCUUCUUGAUAAGAUUUCUUAAAAGGUGUUGUCGUUGCAUAAAGAGAGGGGGAGAGCUGAAGAUUGAUCUCUUUCUGUUUUUCUUUCGUCUCACCUUCUCAUUUCCGGCGUUACGGAUGAUUAUUUUUUCUCAUCUUGGUUCCAUUUUUAUAUCUUGUCUAUUUUCAUUUUUUCCUUAGAUGACUUCAUAACAUUCGCCGUUUUAAGGGGGAGCAAAAAGCUCACUGAUGAUACCAACAUGAUAUUCGUUCUUUUGUACAAUGGGAUGAGAUAUACUAUUUACAAUCUAUUUUCAUCGUCU
Molecule: messenger RNA, 1094 nt
Organism: Aspergillus wentii DTO 134E9
Lineage: Eukaryota; Fungi; Ascomycota; Eurotiomycetes; Eurotiales; Aspergillaceae
Product: pre-mRNA-splicing factor ISY1
Exons: 2
Coding region: 63-815 (250 amino acids)
Biological process (GO): mRNA 3'-splice site recognition; generation of catalytic spliceosome for second transesterification step
Cellular component (GO): post-mRNA release spliceosomal complex; post-spliceosomal complex; catalytic step 2 spliceosome
Source: RefSeq, a predicted model, not a curated record